UCACAUUUUAUUCGCGUCAGAAGGUUGCCUAGGGUAAAUGAAGUGCACUAAGAAGGGUGCAGAAGAGUGUUUAGUACACAGCCUCCGUCGCUCACUUACAGAUGGAGUCUAAACGCACUUGGGUUCCGGACCGUGAUCUUUAAAACGCAGUUAGCCAUGAAAUCAGAUGUGGAGGAGUUAAUGCCCAGGCUUUUACCCGUGGAGCCAUGCGAUGAAGAAGAAGAUGACGAAGAAUGUAAUCUGAACGAACCUCCGAGAAAUCCGAAGGAGUAUCUGAGACAGGUUCAAAGGGAAGCGUCGCUCUGCCCGGAUGUGGUGGUGGCUCAGAUCGACCCGAGAAAACUGAAGAAAAACCAGACUGUAAAUGUUUCUGUGUCAGAGUGUCGUGCUGCACCGCAGGGUUUCUCUCCCAGUCUUCAGUGGCAACAGAAGCAAGUCAGCAACUUCUCUCAGAUCCGACAGAGCGUCUCCAGACACCGGCAGCACUGGAAGGCCCAGUUUCUGGACGACAACGUUGUCAUGCCCAAAGCAGAUGAUGAAGACGGAUGGAAGAGAUUUUGUUUGGGUGAAAAUGUUUAUCUGAAUGUUACGCAGAGCGACACACAGAGUCCAGGACUCGAUUAUAUCAAGCUGGGCUUCCCUCCGUUCCUCAGCAUCGUCAGCAAACUCACUCAGUCCACCGUGUCGUCCGUGCUGGAGUACCUGACCAUCUGGUUCGAGGAGAACCACUUUGUUCCACAACUGGGUAGAUGGCUUUAUGCUUUACUGGCAUGUCUUGAGAAACCUCUUCUCCCUGAAGCUCAUUCACUCAUCAGACAGCUGGCCAGGAGAUGCUCUGCAGUGCGGGCUCAGCUGGAGAAUAAAGAUGAUGAGCGUUUAUCUGCACUCAACCUGAUGAUCUGUAUAGUAGCCAGGUAUUUUGAACAAAAUGAUUUGGCUGACAAGGAGUGAAGACGGGAGACGAUCCUCGAGCUUCUGGACACGGCCUUCUGUUCUGUUUACUUUUCUAUUUGUUUGUAUUUAAGAAAUUCAGAAUGUUUUUUGACAUCCAGCCGUCCAGUGUUGUUUUUUUGUCAGGAUUCUGGAUCUGAUUUAAAAUGAUGAUAAUGGCAAUAAAUUGAUAAAAAUGUUUUAAAAGUUGUUCAGAAAUAAACUCUUACACACUGUG
Molecule: messenger RNA, 1168 nt
Organism: Hemibagrus wyckioides
Lineage: Eukaryota; Metazoa; Chordata; Actinopteri; Siluriformes; Bagridae
Gene: gemin2
Product: gem (nuclear organelle) associated protein 2
Exons: 11
Coding region: 157-951 (264 amino acids)
Biological process (GO): spliceosomal snRNP assembly; spliceosomal complex assembly
Cellular component (GO): nucleus; spliceosomal complex; SMN complex
Source: RefSeq, a predicted model, not a curated record